Messenger RNA from Phyllostomus hastatus (greater spear-nosed bat), 1820 nucleotides. RefSeq names its product centromere protein A (gene CENPA). The transcript has 5 exons. The record is from RefSeq and is a predicted model, not a curated record. The coding region runs from base 159 to 635 and encodes 158 amino acids. Gene Ontology annotation, cellular component: nucleosome. Gene Ontology annotation, molecular function: protein heterodimerization activity; structural constituent of chromatin; DNA binding. Lineage: Eukaryota; Metazoa; Chordata; Mammalia; Chiroptera; Phyllostomidae.
CAGAGCGGGCCGUUUGAAUCCCAGACAGUGCCGUCGGCGCACUAUUCUGCGGGCGCACGUGGCCGGGGCGCCCCUAGACCUGACCUGGACACCAGCCUCGACCCCCGAACCCAGAAGGCGGGGAAGGAACCGCGGGGCCGAGACCCUCCGCGUCAGCCAUGGGCCCGCGCCGCCGGAAGCGCAAGACCGAAACACCAAGGAGACGCACCGCUAGCCCGACCCCCGCCACCCCACGUCCGACCCCUGCCACCCCACGUCCGACCCCCGCCACCCCACGUCCGACCUCCGGCACCCCACGUCCGCCCCCUUCCAGAGGCCCUUCCUUCCGUCGUCGGUACCGGAGACAUCUGGUUCUGAGGGAGAUCAAAAAUCUUCAGAAGAGCACACACCUUUUGUUAAGGAAGGCCCCCUUCUGCCGCCUGGCAAGAGAAAUAUGUGUUAAAUUCACUCGUGGUGUGGACUUCAGUUGGCAAGCCCACGCCCUGCUGGCCCUCCAGGAGGCGGCAGAAGCCUUUCUAGUGCAUCUCUUUGAGGACGCCUACCUUCUCUCCCUCCACGCCGGCCGCGUCACCCUCUUCCCGAAGGAUGUGCAGCUGGCCAGGAGGAUCCGAGGCAUCGAGGAGGGGCUCGGCUGAGCUGCCCCUGCCCCGGGAAGAUACCAGGGACUCCGGCUGGGAGUCCGAGGUGCUGGCUGGACUUGGUGUUUCUGAGUCGAGUGCACAUGUUGCUUUUGUAACUGGUUCUUUUAAAAAGGGGCGCGCUGCCCGGCUUCCCUCUGCAGCUGAGGACGCGGACAAGAAAGUCAGCGUGGUCCCAGGGGCCUGGGGGCUGUUUCCAGACAGAGGGCCUCCGAGGCUGACUGCAGUUUGUAAAUUAUUCCUAUGGCUGCUUGGUGAUUUUGGAGACAUCAGAUUUGCUGAUAUCUGCGUACUGUCUGAGAUCUUCCUGGACCAUUUAAAGCUUUUACCAUAUGUAUAUUUACUUGUGUUUGACACGGAAGGGGAAAGACAAGAGAAGAGCACUCCGGCCAGCUGCGGGGCGGAGCCUGGCGCGUCCGCACACAGACCUCUGUCCUUCUGGUCAGCUUUGGCGGCGGCGGCAGCGGCGGCCAGCAGGGGCCUGCGCGACCUGCGCCUGCCUCAAGUUACAGCUUUUCCAGAACUCAUCUGGGGUGAAAACUGAAAAUCAAGAUUUGAUGUUCUGGUUCUUCUUAGUAAAUUUCUAUCAAGAUCACUCAGAAAUUCUAGCUUGUAGAAUUUUAUUAUUUGUAAAUCACAGAGGAUGUAGCACAAUUUAUACUUUAGAAUUUUUCAUUCCCAGAUUUUCAAGUGUUUUAAUGUAUUGACAGAUAUUUUUAUAAAUUCUUCGUGGAGAGAUAGUAAAAAUAAAAAUAAUUCUUUAAUGAAAAAUGUUUAAAGCAAAGUUACUGUUAAAGCAUACAUGUAUAUUUUGCGCGUUAACAUGAAGUUCUCUGGACACUGUUUGCAAACAGCUAAAAUUUAAAUGAGCAUCGAGGGGUGUGUUUUUGUCUCCAGCGGAGUAGCACACGAGCGGUGAGAACCUUGCCCUUCUCCUGUAGCUGAAAGCACUUUCAGAGAUUUCCAGACAAAUAGGGAAUGCUACCCGAAGAUUCUUAGAUUUUGUGUCUAGUCGAACUGAUGAGUGAGGGCAGACUAGUCAUCUGAACUCAGAGACAAACUAAAGGGGAGGACCAACUUCUAUCAUUUAAUACAAAUGAACCCUUUGGGAAAACCUUCUUGUUUGACCUCGACUUGUAGUUAUGCAGGUAUUCAAAUAAAGCUUGUCUAUGUACGAAUGUA